Boeremia exigua is the source of this 1284-nucleotide messenger RNA. RefSeq lists its product as uncharacterized. The transcript has a single exon. The record is from RefSeq and is a predicted model, not a curated record. The annotation marks the transcript as partial. NCBI's taxonomy places the organism in Eukaryota, Fungi, Ascomycota, Dothideomycetes, Pleosporales, Didymellaceae.
UUGCCACUCAAUGCGCCCUUCAAGUACAACGCCGACACUUCUGAGCCGGGAAAGAGCAACUUUGGUGUCGUCAUUCAAUGGUACUUCAUGGGCAAAAUUAAGCACAAAGUGGAUUAUGACUAUAUCAAGUAUUGUCCGCGACUCUACAACGCACUGAAAAAAAUCGAUGCGGAGAAGCGUGCUGAGAAAACAGUUGAAAUACUGGGACCCGAAGAACCUAGGGGUGCUGAAUAUCAACGUUCGGGUCACCGCGGCCAUCCUGGUAUAGGGGCAGGAAUAACUAGUCGGCUCAUCACCCCGGUGAAAAGUCCAGCGGAAAGCCUAUUAGUCAACAUCAGCAACGAUGAGCAUUCUGAUCUGGACAAGCUGCACACUUACUUGGAUUCGUAUGGCGCGCUUUACUUGUUGAAAAACCUACCCGACCCGGACGAGGUUCAAUUUUUGAAUCAGAGCUUCCUUGUCGAUGCCCAGCCGAGGAAGCUCCUUAUUGGCCACCAUAAAGAGCGAGACAAUGAAAUCUAUGCGUAUAUGCGAAAGUCACGCAAAUUCCACGAGAUCAAAUUCUAUAUCGAAGAUCUGCGCGCAUCUUCGAAAACAGCCAUCCGCUCUGAAGACGUUGCUAAACAGCGCAUCCUACACCCAUUUGACAAAACCUAUCCAAAAGGUACUCACAGCAUCGGCCAAGAUGAGAAAGCCCGACUCACACUUAUGGUAAAGUGGUACUUCAUUGCGGCCGGGAUAGCAAAGGACUGUGUGCUCAGAGAAACGAAGGCUUAUCCUGAGCGCUUGCGAAACGCGCUUGAAUACAUUGCUAAACGUAUGGGGGCUGCUUCAAUCAGACCACCCGUCGUUGGGUACGAGCGGCAAACUGAGCCCGAAACUACAUCAGAAGAGGCGAACCCAGUCAUCGAUAAAAGUCAUGUCCAACUCUGUCCCGCCGAAGUUACACCCAAUCUCUCGUCAUCGCGCAUCCAAACCAAUUCCGAUUCUCCACGUCCGUCAACUACUCACGUAGAGCAACUGGAUAAAUCUUCCAAUACCGUCGACGACCCAGAAGUGAGAGGCAGAAAACGCACCGCCGAGGAUGCAGAGUUCGAAGACCUCGCCGAGAUAGUCUCUCAAGUACUUACUGUGGAUCGGGACCUCACAAACCAAAUAAACGACAUCGACAAGCAGAUUGAGCUACUUCAGACGCAACGCAGGGACUUAGUAGAGGAGAGAAAGGAUGUGAAGAGAAGGUUCAGGAGGCAGACUUUGGCGAUUGCGUCGAGGACGGAUGGAUGA